AUGGGUUCUGAUUCGGCUCAUGUGACUGAUCUUAUUAACAAGUUGGCUCUUGAAUUUAAAGUUUGUGAUAUGGGAGUGCCCUCUUUUUUCCUGGGUAUUGAGAUUAUUCUGUUGUCUGGUGGCAUGCUUCUGUCUCAACAAUGGUACAUGAAAGAUAUUUUAAAACGGGCAGGUAUGGUUGAUUGCAAGCCCGUGGCCACUCCGGUUUCAACCGCGAAGGCCGAGACUGGUGUUGUGGUGCCAUAUGCUGAUCCCACUCAUCAAUCGUUUGUGUCAGCACAUGCAUUCUCUUCCACUGCGGAUUGGGCGGCUCUCAAGAGGGUGUUACGAUAUAUAAAUGGGACACUACAUCUCGGUCUUAAAAUUACUUCCUCUCCCUCUCUGGAUAUUCAUGCUUAUUCUGAUUCCGAUUGGGCUGGCAAUCCUGAUGAUCGAAAAUCUACCAGUGGUUUUGCUAAUACAAAGGACUCGCUGAUGUUUCUGCAGAGGUUACUUGGAUCGUAUCUCUGA
Ipomoea nil (Japanese morning glory) is the source of this 510-nucleotide messenger RNA. RefSeq lists its product as uncharacterized. The coding region runs from base 1 to 510 and encodes 169 amino acids. The record is from RefSeq and is a predicted model, not a curated record. The transcript is spliced from 3 exons. Lineage: Eukaryota; Viridiplantae; Streptophyta; Magnoliopsida; Solanales; Convolvulaceae.